Setaria italica (foxtail millet) is the source of this 1594-nucleotide messenger RNA. RefSeq names its product GDP-mannose 3,5-epimerase 1. The coding region runs from base 155 to 1297 and encodes 380 amino acids. Gene Ontology annotation, molecular function: GDP-mannose 3,5-epimerase activity; NAD binding. NCBI's taxonomy places the organism in Eukaryota, Viridiplantae, Streptophyta, Magnoliopsida, Poales, Poaceae. The record is from RefSeq and is a predicted model, not a curated record. The transcript has 7 exons.
CCUCCCCAAAAGUACAGUAACCCCAAUCCUCUUGCCCCCUCUGUCCUGUCUAUAAAUAAGCAGCCUUCGUGCGCCACAGGAAGAUCCUCCCCCAACCUCUCCUCCCCGUGUUCGUCGUCGCUUCGUCCUGCCCACCUCGCCGACAAAGCAGAGAAUGGGGAGCAGCGAGAAGACCGUUACCGCUUAUGGUGAGUACACCUAUGCUGAGCUGGAGAGGGAGCCCUACUGGCCAAGUGAGAAGCUGAGGAUUUCAAUUACUGGGGCUGGUGGUUUCAUUGGAUCACACAUUGCUCGCCGCCUGAAGAGUGAGGGCCAUUACAUCAUCGCCUCUGACUGGAAGAAAAAUGAGCAUAUGACUGAGGACAUGUUCUGCCAUGAGUUCCACCUUGUUGACCUCAGGGUCAUGGACAACUGUCUGAAGGUUACCCAAGGCGUCGACCAUGUAUUCAAUCUUGCUGCUGAUAUGGGUGGCAUGGGGUUCAUCCAGUCAAACCACUCUGUCAUCAUGUACAACAACACCAUGAUCAGUUUCAACAUGCUUGAAGCUGCACGUAUCAAUGAUGUGAAGAGGUUCUUCUACGCCUCGAGUGCAUGCAUUUACCCUGAAUUCAAACAGCUUGACACAAAUGUGAGCUUGAAGGAAUCUGAUGCCUGGCCUGCUGAGCCUCAAGACGCCUAUGGCUUGGAGAAGCUUGCAACUGAGGAGUUGUGCAAGCACUACACCAAGGACUUUGGCAUUGAGUGCCGCGUUGGCCGUUUCCACAACAUAUAUGGUCCCUUUGGAACAUGGAAGGGUGGUCGUGAGAAGGCACCUGCUGCCUUCUGCAGAAAGGCUCAGACAUCCACCGAGAGGUUUGAGAUGUGGGGUGAUGGCCUCCAGACCCGAUCCUUCACAUUCAUUGACGAGUGUGUCGAGGGUGUUCUCAGAUUGACUAAGUCAGACUUCCGCGAGCCGGUGAACAUUGGAAGCGAUGAGAUGGUGAGCAUGAAUGAGAUGGCUGAGAUCGUCCUGAGCUUUGAGGAUAGGAAGCUGCCCAUCCACCACAUCCCUGGUCCAGAGGGGGUCCGUGGGCGCAACUCCGACAACACUCUCAUCAAGGAAAAGCUUGGGUGGGCCCCGACAAUGAAGCUCAAGGAUGGGCUUCGGUUUACGUACUUCUGGAUUAAGGAGCAGAUCGAGAAGGAGAAGACCCAGGGCAUCGACAUCGCAGGAUACGGGUCCUCCAAGGUGGUGUCGACCCAGGCGCCUGUGCAGCUGGGCUCCCUCCGUGCUGCCGACGGCAAGGAGGGCCUGUGAGUCCAUUACUCAUCACUGCGUACGGAACUGUUGGAGAUUUGGGACAGUAGAGAGAUUAUAGCAGCAAACAUACCUUUUAUCCCCUUUGGGGGUUUAGAGACCAUCGUGUUCUAUGCAGUAUUUACCACCCCCAUUAAUUUUGGUGUUAACUUGCGUGUGUGUUUACCUUGAUUAUUGUACUCGAUCCUUUAGCCCAUGAUGAUGGACAAUAAAAUUCCUUGCGUUGUUACUAUGUAUGAUACGGCUUGUUGUAAUAAGCCCUGCGCCAAUUUACUUGUCGGUGGCAUUGGCUUGGAA